ACAAGCACAGAUUCGAUGCAAUAAUGUGCGCCUUUUAACAAAGCAGGAGCCUUGCUGUAGUCAAUUAUGCUGUACUUAAAUACCUUUUUGCCAAGUGUUUGCAGACGCUGUUUUGCAGAGAAUCUCUUAUGGAGAAGAGGAUUGACUACUACACAGAAUCUGUCAAGAACAAAGCUCGUUCAUCAAAAGACUCUGUCACAUUUCCCUCAUGCACAGAAGGGUGCUGCAUUUCUUUCACAGUUCAUUUAUUGCCCAGCUGCCUUCAUUAAAUGUGGUGGAACAAGAGGCCUGUUUGGAGGAGGCCGUGACAAUGUUCACCAGCAAACCCUUGAAGACAUUGCAGAAAAAAUCAGAGAACGCAAGUUUAAACGAAUUGUGGUGAUGGCAGGGGCAGGCAUCAGCACACCAAGUGGAAUCCCAGACUUCAGAUCACCCGGCAGCGGCCUUUAUGAUAACCUUCAACAGUACAAUCUACCCUAUGCUGAAGCCAUAUUUGAAAUAAAUUAUUUCCAUCAUAAUCCUAACCCUUUUUUCGCUCUUGCCAAAGAGCUUUAUCCUGGUAAUUACCAACCCAACCUGACGCACUACUUCAUUCGCAUGCUUCACGAUAAGGAACAGCUGCUCAGGAUGUACACGCAAAACAUUGAUGGACUUGAGCGCAUGGCUGGCAUUCCUCCAAAGAUGCUUGUGGAGGCACAUGGAACAUUUGCCACUGCCACAUGCACAGUUUGUCGGAGGGAUUACAAAGGAGAGGAACUUCGGGAUGACAUCAUGGCAGGAACAGUACCCAAAUGCCCAACUUGUAAAGGAAUCAUCAAGCCUGACAUUGUGUUCUUUGGUGAGGAGCUUCCACAGCACUUCUUCACCUACCUUACAGACUUCCCAAUAGCAGACCUGCUCAUUGUGAUGGGAACAUCUCUUGAGGUGGAGCCCUUUGCAAGUUUGGCUGGUGCUGUGCGUGGUUCUGUACCAAGGCUUUUGAUAAAUCGAGACCUUGUGGGGCCGUUUGCCUCGGGGUCCCAACGUCACACUGACGUGGCUGAGCUGGGUGACGUGGUUAAUGGGGUAAAAAAGCUGGUGGAGCUCCUGGGCUGGAAGCAGGAAUUAGAAGACUUAAUGAAUGUUGGCAGAGACAAGUAGUCUUCGGUGGAGAGAGAGGAGUGAGCAAGGAGGAGUGAUGGAGUGAUGGAGUCCUGGGACUAGUUUGAUUUAUUUCUGCCUAAUUUACUGAACAUUCACUGGUUGGCGUGAGUUUUAGUUGGUGUCAAGAAGAUGCACUUGAGUAUAUACUGGGUUGAGGAAGAAGAUCCAAAUCUACUGUAAAUAACCAGGUCACCUCUACACACACCUCUACGAAAUGUAGUGUAUAAUUCACAAGCAAAUAAUGAUUUCAAUAAUGAAGCAAAACGCACUAACAUUUUAUCAUUUUAGUUUUUAUCUUGAACAGUAUGGCAGUGGAUAUGAUUAAUUUAUUCUGUAGCUAACAGCAAUGUUCAGCUGGUCAGUUAAUCUCAGUGAGGUUACUCACAUAAAGAAAACCCCACUAUGAUGAAAGAAUAAAACAGCUUUUUCUAGAAUA
Molecule: messenger RNA, 1579 nt
Organism: Danio rerio (zebrafish)
Lineage: Eukaryota; Metazoa; Chordata; Actinopteri; Cypriniformes; Danionidae
Gene: sirt3
Product: sirtuin 3
Biological process (GO): chromatin remodeling
Molecular function (GO): NAD+ binding; histone deacetylase activity, NAD-dependent; NAD binding
Source: RefSeq, marked provisional